Messenger RNA from Anopheles maculipalpis, 637 nucleotides. Its product is annotated as glutathione S-transferase D5-like. NCBI's taxonomy places the organism in Eukaryota, Metazoa, Arthropoda, Insecta, Diptera, Culicidae. The record is from RefSeq and is a predicted model, not a curated record. The transcript is spliced from 2 exons. Bases 5 to 637 code for a protein of 210 amino acids. Gene Ontology annotation, molecular function: glutathione transferase activity. Gene Ontology annotation, biological process: glutathione metabolic process.
AGUGAUGGAUUACUACUACAGUCUUGUGUCGCCACCGUGCCAGAGUGCAAUACUGGUCGCAAAGAAGCUCGGUAUUACGCUGAACCUGAAAAAAACGAACGUUCAUGAUCCGGCUGAACGAGAUGCACUAACAAAGCUUAACCCGCAACACACCAUCCCGACACUGGUGGACAAUGGGCACGUCGUGUGGGAAUCGUACGCGAUCGUUACAUAUUUGGUGGAUGCCUACGGAAAGGAUGAUGCCCUCUACCCGAAAGAUCCGAAGGUACGGUCGAUUGUGAACCAACGGCUGUUCUUCGAUAUCGGUACGCUGUACAAGCAGCUGAUCGAAAUCAUCCAUCUAGUGAUGAAGAAGGAGCAACCCACCGAUGAGCAGAUGGAAAAGCUGAAGAAAGCUGUCGAUCUGUUGGAACACUUUGUUACGGAACGUCCGUACGCUGCGGCGGAUCAUCUGACGGUGGCGGAUAUUUGUUUGCUGGGUACAGUGACUGCAAUGAACUGGCUGAAGUAUGAUCUGGAACCGUUCCCACACGUGAGGGCGUGGAUUGAGCGCGUUACGGCCGAAAUUCCUGACUAUGCUGAGUUCCGGAAGGAUGCAGAACAGGCGAUCAAGGAGUACAUCGCCAAUCGAAAGUGA